Molecule: messenger RNA, 4027 nt
Organism: Monopterus albus (swamp eel)
Lineage: Eukaryota; Metazoa; Chordata; Actinopteri; Synbranchiformes; Synbranchidae
Product: histone acetyltransferase KAT5
Exons: 16
Coding region: 36-1733 (565 amino acids)
Biological process (GO): double-strand break repair via homologous recombination; regulation of DNA-templated transcription
Cellular component (GO): NuA4 histone acetyltransferase complex
Molecular function (GO): histone H4K16 acetyltransferase activity
Source: RefSeq, a predicted model, not a curated record
CAUUUUCCCACAACACCCUGCUCCUGCUCUCUCAGAUGACGAAAAUGGCGGACAACGCAACAUCGGUCGAGAUUGUUGAGGGCUGUCGCCUUCCCGUUCUUCGUAAAAACCAAGAACACGAGGACGAAUGGCCAUUGGCUGAAAUUCUAAGUGUGAAGGAGGUCUCUGGGAGAAAGCUUUACUAUGUUCACUACAUUGACUUCAACAAGCGUCUGGAUGAGUGGGUCACAGUGGACCGGCUGGAUAUGAAGAAGCUUCAGUUCCCUAAGAAAGAAGCUAAAACACCAACCAAGAAUGGACUUCCUGGCUCCCGACCCAGUUCUCCAGAGAGAGAAGUGAUGAAUGAGAGGACACCUAUUUUAAAUGAGAGUACACCGCCUUUUGUGUUGCCUCAAGAUAUCCAAAGGAAGAGUGUAGAUCUCAACCUACAAUCUGCCACAGCCCCUUCCAGAGGCAAAACCCUCCCCACACCGAAAAGGAAAGUAGAGGCCGUCCCCCUGGCGACUCAGGUAGCCCCAGCCAUCCCUGUGCCCUCCCUGCCAAGUUCCACUGAAGCCUCUCAGGCAUCUGUUUUUCCUGCUGUGAGGGAGACCAAGCCCUUUAAGUCCCGUGAAGACCAUGACCAGCUCUCCUCGCUCACAACGAAUGGCACCGCUCGACGGCUCAUCCCUUCACAACCUGGGAGGAAGAGGAAGGCCAACUGUGGGGGAACAGACGAAAUGAUAAAGGUUUUGCAGUAUAACAACCCACAAAGUGCCAGUGUCUUUCUGCCACCACCAGAGGAUUCCCAGGACAGUUCGGAUGGCAUCCCAUCUGCACCGCGCAUGACAGGCAGUCUGGUAUCUGACCGCAGCCAUGACGACAUUGUCACCCGGAUGAAAAACAUAGAAUGUAUAGAGCUAGGCCGUCACAGACUGAAGCCCUGGUACUUCUCACCGUACCCACAGGAACUCACCAUGCUGCCCAUCCUCUACCUCUGUGAAUUCUGUCUCAAGUACCUCAAAAGCCUCAAGUGUCUCCAGAGGCAUUUGACAAAAUGUAAUCUGAGACAUCCGCCAGGCAAUGAGAUCUACCGCAAAGGCACCAUCUCAUUCUUUGAGAUUGAUGGCAGGAAAAACAAGAAUUAUUCCCAGAACCUGUGUUUACUUGCUAAGUGUUUCCUGGACCACAAAACCUUGUAUUAUGACACAGACCCUUUCCUUUUCUAUGUAAUGACGGAGUAUGACUCCAAAGGUUUCCACAUUGUGGGCUACUUCUCUAAGGAAAAAGAGUCGACUGAAGAUUAUAACGUCGCCUGCAUCCUGACUUUGCCUCCUUACCAGCGGAGGGGCUAUGGCAAACUGCUCAUUGAAUUCAGUUAUGAGCUCUCCAAGGUAGAAGGCAAGACAGGCACUCCUGAGAAGCCACUUUCUGACCUCGGUCUUUUGUCCUAUCGUUCUUAUUGGUCCCAGACCAUCUUGGAAAUUCUCAUGGACCUUAAACCCGACAAUGGAGAAAGGCCGCAAAUCACAAUCAAUGAAAUUAGUGAGAUAACAAGUGUAAAGAAAGAAGACGUCAUUUCAACACUUCAGUACCUCAACCUAAUCAACUAUUACAAGGGUCAGUACAUCCUGACUCUUUCAGAGGACAUUGUCGAGGGGCAUGAAAGAGCAAUGCAGAAGAGACACUUGCGCAUAGAUCCCAAGUGCCUUCACUUCACACCUAAGGACUGGAGCAAGAGGGGCAAGUGGUAGAGUUCCGGGCCGGUUCACUGAAAACCGCCAGAACGGACUUGAUGCUUGACAGUGGAUCAGAUAAAGGAUUUAUCAGGCUCUCUCAUCAAGAGCAUUGAAACCCUUUUUGAGCCCAGGACUCCUCUUCAGAUAACAACAUAUGCUUUUAUUGUGAAUAUUCAUUAAAUAUUGUGAAUUUAAAAAGCUCUCAAAAGAGCAAAGGGCAAAGGAGUUGACAGUAACACCACCCAUACAACACACCUUCUACUGUGGAAAAGAUCCUGUUCAUGACCAACGGUGCAUUAAAACUGGCUUAAGUGGGAAGCAGGGAAAGAUUUUUUUUAAUUUUUUUUAUUACACAUUUAUUAUUGUUUUGCUUUGGCCAUCUCGGACACAGCAGUGUCUUUUUGUGUCCAUAUUGUAUCUGCUACACAAGGAAAUUAAAAUGCUGUCAUCAGAAUCAUGUAUGUAUCCAAGAAAAGUUUCUUUGUAAAAGGCAGCCCACGUCGCAUCCGGACAACAUUCCAGAGAGUAGUCAUCACUCUACUUUAAAGUGUGACUUUUGUACCAAGUGUGCAGGCUUCAGAAUAUCUCGGAUGUCUCCUCCUGGCUACACAAGUUUCAAUCAUUUUGAAACCACUGAUAAACAGACAUUUUCACUUGCUUGAGGAAAUACGAUGUGUGUGUGUGUGUGUGUAUAUAGAGGAAAAAGCACAAAUAAUUAAAUUUUUUAUUUUUUUUGCAGUCCUGAAGUGACUGAAUUUUAACUCUGUUAAAGACUUCAAGCCAUUUUAGUGUCAGCUAAGAAAAAACUGAACAUUGAAAUGUGCAGUUUUAAUGUUUGUUGAGAUCCAACAUGGUCAGUUCAGGUUUCUUUAACAGUGAUGCUGUUUAACAGUGUUUUUCAUUUCCCUAUAUUUUAAAUAGUUGGAAUUAUUUAUAUUUGGGGGAAUAUUUCUACUUUUUUUUUUUUUGUUUGAUAAUCCACUGUCAUGAUCAUCUGCACAGUGUCCAAACUGUUUUAUCAUGUUUCCUUUAACUGUAUUCUAAACCUGAUUGUUUAAAAAAAUGCUUAGAAGCCAUUUUGAACACUGUUAGAGGAAUGUAAAUUUUGUGGACAGUUUUUUUUUUUUUUCUUGAUGUAAACUAACAGGUUGCACAAUAUUAAGAGGAAAAGACCUUCAAGUGAUAUCUUUGUUUUAUGUUUACAUGUCACAAAAGGAUGUUGAAUCUACCAUUUAAAUUAUUUAGUACAUCUUUACAUGGAGAGUAUGAUUUGAAUGUUUGAUAUAAAAAAUGUGAAUUGGUUUAAAACAAAACUUAAAAAUCCUUAAAAUUGUCUUUAAUGUGUGACUUUUAACAGUGAGACUUUCCCCCUUCCAGUAUAUGUUAUUACACCUGGGAACCAGGUUCAACAGGUAAGCCAGCCAACCCUUGUUUAAGCACUGCAGAGUCUGAGGGAUGUCACCAACAGUGGUGUGGGGUUACCCUGAAAGUUACUUAACUCUCAGGUUAAUACUGAUACCAGACUUCUGCUGUGUUCUAUCAGGUCAGUGCACGGAACACAAAACACAUUUUGCCUGUGGAAGAUGUGCUUAUAGGCUAGUAACUGAACUCAGCUUCAACCUUUGCAGGUCAUAUAAACAUUUUCAGCUUUACAUAAAAGCAGUGAAUUACAAUUUAAACUGUGGCCAGUCAAGCACAGUAUGUUUUAAGCUCUUAUUUCACUGUGUGCAAGUUUUGUCCACCAGGAGGCAGUGCCCUCUUUUCUGCACUGCCAAAAUGCGCAGGCAGAAAACAGACCUGUCUGGUAAGCUGCUAAAUUAAAUAGGAGGAAACUUGUUUUGGACAUGAGUGCUACUCCUGCAGCUGUACAAAUGUACACUCAAUCUAACAUAAAAAAAUAAUCUAUGUACAAGAAGUAGCCUAAAGUCAUUGCCACUUGAGUAAGAUAAUUGUUCUUUUUCCUAGACUAGUCCUUGACUGUAGUUGACACACACCUUUACAGCUGAACAGAACCAGGUAGACAGAGUUGAUGGUUUGCACUGGCUUGCAUUUCACUCUUAAAACACUUGUCUCAAUGACCUGCUUAGUUGGUUAAUCAGCACAUUUUUUCAGUACCUAUCUUAAAAUUUGUGACAUUUCAAAAAAACAAUUCAAACAUUUUUGGUUCCAUCUUAUCAUAUGUUAUAAUUUGUUGCUUUGAUAUGAUAUUAUGACAUCAUUCUGAAUAACUACUGGCUUUGAACAGGCUAAAACUAAAUAUGUCACUGUGGGCCCAAUAAAGUUGUCAUCCAGCCAUUUUAGUAUCAUUG